ACAAAAUAUCAGGUGAUUCUUGUGCAUGCGCUGUGCUUUGUGUAUCUAGUGAUCACGCACAGUUUGCCGGUUGUUUCCUUUAUAUUUAGGCGGCUGCAACUGGUCGAUAUUUCUCUCCUCUGCACUCGCAAAAUUGCAGCAGUCCAAAACCGGCAAGGGUGGGCAAGUACCUGAAGUAAGAGUGGUCCUACUUUUCUCUCGGUAGAAACUUGUCAGAAACCAAGGCAACCAUGGGCGAAGAAGGCAUCAUCGGAACCAUGAGAUUAAGCGAGUUCUGGGACUACGUACCGGGCAAUCCGCUCAAGCCGCCCGUCGAGAUGGCCUGGACGUACAUGACGGACAACUACACCCGCUUCCAGAUCGCUACCUUGGGCUCGGUUUUGGUGCACAUGCUGUCUUACUACCUGAUCAGCACACCCUCAAUACUCUGUCAGUUUUUGCCAUUCAUGCAAAGGUUCAAGAUUCAAAAUGACAAACCGGAGACUGCUAAGAACCAGUGGAAAUGCGUGAAGUUGCUGCUGAUGAGUCAGUUGUUCAUCCAGCUGCCCAUCAUCUGUGCCUCCUACCUCUACUGCGAGAUGUUCAGCAUUCCCUUUGAGUGGGAUAAGAUGCCAGCCUGGUAUGUGUUGCUUGCCCAGUUCUACGCCUGCCUCGUCAUUGAGGACACCUGGCAUUACUUCCUCCACCGAGCCCUGCACGACAAGAGAAUCUACAAAUACAUCCACAAGGUCCACCACAAUUUCCAGGCUCCCUUCGGAAUGGUGGCUGAAUACGCUCAUCCUGCGGAGACAAUGAUUCUGGGCAUGGGAACCAUGUGGGGCAUCCUGCUGAUGGGGAACCACCUGGCCUUCCUGUGGGGUUGGAUGGUAGUCCGUCUCCUGGAAACCAUUGAUGUUCACAGUGGCUACGACAUUCCCAUGAGCCCCCUGCAUCUGCUGCCAUUCUAUGGAGGUGCCCGAUUCCACGAUUUCCACCACAUGAACUUCAACGGCAAUUAUUCCUCCACUUUCACCUGGUGGGACAAGAUCUUUGGCACUGACCGGCAGUACAAGGACUACAUCAAGGAAAAGACAGACAAGAAGGACUAAACGCAAUCUCCUAACGCAA
This is a messenger RNA of Patiria miniata (bat star), 1107 nucleotides long. Its product is annotated as methylsterol monooxygenase 1-like. The transcript has 7 exons. Lineage: Eukaryota; Metazoa; Echinodermata; Asteroidea; Valvatida; Asterinidae. The record is from RefSeq and is a predicted model, not a curated record. Bases 231 to 1088 code for a protein of 285 amino acids. Gene Ontology annotation, biological process: sterol biosynthetic process. Gene Ontology annotation, molecular function: C-4 methylsterol oxidase activity; iron ion binding.